Rubroshorea leprosula is the source of this 3051-nucleotide messenger RNA. The record is from the annotation of a GenBank genome assembly. NCBI's taxonomy places the organism in Eukaryota, Viridiplantae, Streptophyta, Magnoliopsida, Malvales, Dipterocarpaceae.
GUUGAUUCUUUCCUUAUGGAAAAAGAAACUUAAACAUUAAGGCCUAACUAUUCCUAACUUCCUAUGGAAGUUUCUCAAUUUUAGUUUGUUUUUAUAGUUUGACCAAGAAAUAGCCACUACCACCAACCGAAUGGGCCCUAGAAGCUAUAUUGUUGCUCAAUUUAGUGUGUUUCCAAACAAUAAAGAUGGCUUUUGAGAAAUUACUUAACUUGGAAGUUCUGUGCUGAGAAUGAUUAAGGUAAUCACAAUAUCAAUAAUUGCAAUUCAUUAAUAUUCAUAUAUUUGAAAGUAAAUAGUGUUGUCAAUUGGGUGAAGUACCUGUUUGAGCAUCCUCUUCUUAUUAUGGCUAGAAAAAGCUGCUUUUUUCAUGGGUUUUCUAAUUUCUUAAACCUCAUACAAUAUCUUGUGGUUUGAUUAGGUUUCAUGAGUGUUAGUUUUUAGUUUUAAUUCUCACUUGUUACAUCAUGAUGGUGAUUGUCUAAUUAAUUUUUUAACAUGAUUCUUGCAUCUUUGGACGGCCAUUCUGCUUCUAACUAAUUGAUGAAGUCCAACAGAGGAUAAUAAAAAAAAUAUGAGUUCGAGAGGAGGGCGUGGCAAGCCUGUUAUUGGUCAUGACAACAACCUGUCAUCCAAGGGGAAAAACAUUGCUGAUGUCUCUGACCACAAGGUUGAGCAGUGGGGUGAGCAGGUAGCAGACACAAGUCUGGAUUCACCACAAGACGAUGGUCAAUGGGAGGUUAUCUCAAGGAAGUCUAAGAACAGAGCUGGAAGCAGUGCUGCAAAAUCUUGGGGUUCCCAAAAUUCAAAUCCUAGGCCAUGGGGAGGAAUGAGGACCAAUGGUGGAUCAGGAAGGACCUCUGGCAAUGCCUGGGAAACACAGCCUACCAAUUCUAGGAUAGUUACUGGUAGGGAGAACAUGAGACCACAGACAUCCAACAGGAGUCUUGAGAACUAUGUGGCCCCACAUCCUGUCAUUCAACCUCCUCUAGAGCAUGGUUGGAACUGGCAGGCCAGGGCUGGUUCUGCUCCAUUGAAGGGUCUUGAAGAUGAUCAAGGAAAAGAUGGCAUCAAUUUUGAUAACCAAAAAGACAAUGAUAUUGAUAAUGUUGAUGAAGAUUCUGAUGCUGAUGUUAUAGAUGAUUCUGAGGAUGAGCUUUUGAGUGAUGAGUUUGAUUCAGAUGCCAGUCAAAAGAGCAUUGAGACAAGAAAGAAAAGCAGAUGGUUUAAGAAAUUUUUUGAUGAUCUGGAUAGUUUGAACAUUGAGCAGCUUAAUGAACCAGAAAGGCAGUGGCAUUGUCCAGCAUGCCAAGGUGGUCCAGGUUCCAUUGAUUGGUACCGAGGUCUUCAACCUCUAAUAACACACGCCAAAACAAAAGGAUCUAAAAGGGUGAAGCUUCAUCGUGAGCUAGCAGAACUUCUUGAGGAGGAGUUGCGCAGAAAGGGUACUUCGGUUAUUGCAGCAGGGGAAGCUUUUGGGAAAUGGAAGGGUCUAAAAGAUGAGGAAAGAGAUUUUGAAAUUGUCUGGCCCCCAAUGGUUGUCAUAAUGAACACAAGGCUUGAAAAGGAUGAAAAUGACAAGUGGCUUGGGAUGGGAAACCAAGAGCUUCUUGAGUACUUUAGUGCGUAUGCUGCUGUGAAGGCUCGACACUCUUAUGGUCCCCAGGGGCAUCGUGGUAUGAGUGUUCUGAUUUUUGAGAGCUCAGCAAGGGGUUAUUUUGAAGCUGAGCAUCUGCACAAGCAUUUUGCAGAGCAAGGAACGCAUAGGGACGCCUGGAGUCGCCAUCCUGUCUUGUUCCUUCCUGGUGGAAAGCGUCAGCUUUAUGGUUUCAUGGCUACAAAGGAAGACCUGGAUUCCUUCAACCAGCAUUCACAAGGCAAAUCUAAGCUGAAAUUUGAAAUGAGGUCCUACCAAGAGAUGGUUGUUAAGCAAAUGAGGCAAAUGGCUGAGGAUAACCAGCAGCUUAUUUGGUACAAGAACAGGGUAGUGAAGGAGCAAAGGGCUAAAGAGCAAUUAGAGGAGUCUUUUGGAAUAGUGAGUGAGAAGCUUAGAAAGACUAUGGAGGAGAACCGAAUUGUCAAACAAAGGACAAAAAUGAAGCAUGAAGAGAACAAAGAAGAGAUGGAUGCCCAGGAGCAAUUUUUCAAGGAACAAAUAAAAAACAUGCAUGAAGCAAGGGAUGCAAUGGAAGAGAAAUUUGAAGUGCUGCAGCAGCAAGAGCGUGAGAGGGUCAAGCAGUCAAUCACAAAUCCUUCAAAUACUGCAGAAUUCAGGCGCAGGACACGAGAAAUUGAAAAGUUCAUAAAGUUCCAGGAUAAAGAGAUGGAAGCCUUUGUUGAUGAGAGGGACGAACUGAUAAAAAUGCACGAAGGCAAGAUGGCUGAGAUGAGACACAGGCACCGGGAGGAAGAGUUUGCACUGGAGAAGGAGUUUGAUGAUAAAUUAAAUGGCCUAAUGGAAAAAUACACUCCAAAAUCAAAUGGCACGCAGCUCACCAAUGCCUAAGAGUCUCUGAUGGUAAUAUGGUAGAGAAAUACUAGACUACACCUAAAAUAUUCGGCAGGAUUUUAAUCUCAAUUUACUGAGAAUCUUUUUGAGAUUUACGGGUUUUUCUGCUUGAAUUACACUGCCAAAGUAUAGGCUGAAGACUCCCUGUAAGCGCAAAUAUCUAAUUUUUCUGAUGGAAAAGUCUUUUAAAACCUGUUAUGUCUUAUGAUGUUGUCUUACAAUUCGGAUUCAUUUUCUGGUUGGGUUGAAUGAAUACAAUUCGGAUUCAUUUUCUGGAUGGGUUGAAUGAAAACCAUAAUAAUUAGAUAGGCUUCCUCAAAAUGACUUCUUGUUCAUGGGCAACAAUUGUCUGAAACUCGUAACUGCUGGUACGGGAAAAUUCUGACCAUCCUCAAAAUGGCUUCUUGUUAUAGGCUUCCUCAAAGUGACUUCUUGUUCAUGGGCAACAAUUGUCUGAAACUCGUAACUGCUGGUACGGGAAAAUUCUAACAAACACUCUUGCUUGAGGGCUUGAAGGUGGCGUGCGUGCGAUCGAUAACCUUUUA